This is a messenger RNA of Folsomia candida, 3117 nucleotides long. RefSeq names its product polyphosphoinositide phosphatase (gene FIG4). Gene Ontology annotation, biological process: phosphatidylinositol dephosphorylation. NCBI's taxonomy places the organism in Eukaryota, Metazoa, Arthropoda, Collembola, Entomobryomorpha, Isotomidae. Gene Ontology annotation, cellular component: intracellular membrane-bounded organelle. The transcript has 19 exons. The record is from RefSeq and is a predicted model, not a curated record. Gene Ontology annotation, molecular function: phosphatidylinositol-3,5-bisphosphate 5-phosphatase activity. Bases 156 to 2951 code for a protein of 931 amino acids.
UAUAAUAACAAACACAAAUGACAAGUAAAUAAAAACAGGGAAUUUUCACUUUUUAGCAAAAUAUGACAUUAUAUAAUUGCUAGUUAAUAGUUGAACAAUUUAGUGUGACCAAUUAGUGAUCUGUAAUUCUAAUUAGAUUGGUGUAAAAAUAUACAAUGGAGCUCCCCACAACAAAAGAAGUUUACAGACCUUAUUUCAUCCCUAUUCAAAAAAUGGUAUUGUACGAGACUAGAAAUAGAUUUUUUCUGGUUGGAUCGAACCAAACGGAAACAAAGUUCCGGAUUCUAAAGAUUGACCGGACAGAAUCGAAGGAGUUGGUCGUAGUAGAAGAUCAGGCGAGAUACACUUCGAAGGAGAUGAAGGAGCUUUUGGCGACCAUCGCUUGUGUAAAUAAACCCAAAAAUCCUGCGGGUCUCGUAAGGGCAGUUUCGGCUUUUGGAAUUGUGGGCUUUGUCCGAUUUUUGGAAGGUUAUUAUGUCAUUCUGGUGACGAAAAGGAGAAAAAUUGCGACCGUUGGGUACCAUUCCAUUUAUAAGAUUGAGGAUACUGCCUGUCUGUACAUUCCCUCGGAUGGACCAUCUAAGAAUCCGGAUGAAAUUAGAUACUUAAAGCUAUUUCAAAGCAUAGAUUUGUCGAGUAAUUUCUAUUUCACGUACAGUUAUGAUCUGACCAAUAGCUUACAGCAUAAUAUUACUCCUCCACAAAAUGUUGUCCCAGGAAAUAAAGCGCAGAAUCCAGAGCUAAUAGCUGGGUAUGCCGUUAGCAAUCAAAUUAACAAGAAAUAUGUUUGGAACGCUAAAUUGUUGGAACCAAUGGAAGGGAUAUUGCAUCCGAACUGGUUGCUUCCCGUAGUCCAUGGGUUUGUGGGACAAUCAAGUGUUUGUGUUUAUGGAAAAACAAUUUACUUGACAUUGAUAGCAAGGCGAUCUGCAACCUAUGCAGGGACACGAUUCUUGAAAAGGGGGGCAAAUUUCCAAGGAGACGUUGCCAAUGAAGUAGAAACUGAGCAGAUUGUUUUUGAUUCAAGUGUUUCUAGCUUUACGAAAGGACGCUUUACAUCAUUUGUGCAAAUGCGUGGAUCUAUUCCAGCUCACUGGAGUCAAGAUAUUGCCAAAAUGGUUCCAAAACCACCGAUCGGAAUAGAUUUAGCAGAUCCUUAUGCAGAAACUGCAGGAAAACACUUUGGAGAACUAAUUUGUCGAUUUGGUAGCCCUUUGGUGGUUGUGAAUCUAGUCAAGAAACGAGAGCGUAAAAAACAUGAAAGUAUCCUUACAGAGGAGUACACUUCGGCAAUAAGGACAUUAAAUCAGUUCCUGCCUCCUAAACAUCGCAUAAUUUAUGUGGGAUUCGAUAUGGCUCGAACAAACAAAAUGAAAGAAAAGAACGUCCUAUCAAAACUUGCAGGUAUUUCUGAACAAGUUUUCUGCAAAACAGGAUUUUUUAUGACUCAUCAACCCCUUGAGGCGUGUGUUACCUCAACAAAGAAAACAAUGAAUAAUUUGGUUUAUGACGGUUGCCUGUAUGGAAGAUUGCAGACUGGGAUUGUUAGGAUAAAUUGUGUGGAUUGUUUGGAUCGUACUAAUACUGCUCAAUUCGCUCUUGGAAAAUGUGCCUUAGCUCAUCAGUUACGAGCACUUGGGGUUGUCAGUUCUAAUUGGGAGUUAGAGUUUGAAUCAGAUGCGAUACGAAUGUUGGAAGAAUUGUAUGAAGACCACGGCGACACCUUAGCAUUACAAUACGGUGGUUCUCAGCUUGUUCAUCGGAUUAAUACUUACCGGAAAACCGCACCUUGGACUUCACAAGGAAAUGAUAUUAUGCAAACUCUUUCGCGAUACUAUUCAAACACAUUCUCAGAUGCUGAUAAGCAGAACGCAAUAAAUCUAUUUCUGGGAAUGUAUCAACCUUUCAACGAAACUAUUCCGUUGUGGUCACUGGAAAACGAUCUUCAUUUACAUUUAAAGAUGGAACUUCGAUUUACUAACAAAAAUGAUAAACUGAGACAACUUACAGAGUGGUUUCCUGAUAGUGCCUUGGCAUCAUUGCCGUUUGCUGUUUAUGAAACACAAAAGACUUCAAUUUUACUUCCAUGUGAAGACUGGGAAGAUAUUGACCCAUAUUCAGAUUUGUAUAGACCAAAGUUUUUCAUUCCACUUUCAGACAUGUAUGCAUUCAAAGUGAGCCAUUCCAUCCGUGAUUUCAUGCCAAAUUUUACUACAAAUUUCAGUCCAUUUGCAGUAAGAAUUCGACCAGGCAAGAGACAAGAGGAAAGUUCCAAUAAGAAAUCAGCAAAACUUUUGUCUUUCAAAAACCCAUCCAUUAUGGGGCUAAGUUCUGCUGCAAGUACAAAUUCUACUACGAGUUCCGAGACGGACUACUCUAGUGAAGACAUCCACUCUGGAUACGUUCCCAAAGAUUGGAAUUUCGUUCCUGUUGUUCCGCCAAUUGUACUCAGGUCAUGCUUUAGCAGUGAAGACAUGAGCUCCAGCAUGGCCAGCAUGAAUGUUACGUUAAACACGGGUGCCGGAAGUCAGAAUAGAAAUCUAGCAUUUUCAAGGAUUUUUGGAACUAUGAAAGAUUCGUAUGGUGUUGAAGUCAAGUCUCCUAGAAAAUCUGAUAUCAUGCUCUAUAAAAGGUUUGUCAACUUGCAAACUUGUCAAAUGGAGUCGAAGAUGUUAUCCCCAGGUCCGUCAAAGUGUAAAUCCCCGUCAAUUCUUCCAUUGAGCGCAUUCUCAAAGGACAGUGCCUUUAGUGUGACUCCACCCACAGUGUCUCGAAUUUCAAGGGAUAUUUACAAAAACUAUGUCAGAAGAGGGAAGGAAGGUGCUACGAAACCAGGACCAAGAGACAUGUCCGUGUAUUCUCGCUACAUUUCCAAGUCUGGUAAUCCAUUUCUCCAAAAUAAUUUUAGUAGCAGCAAACCAACUGUGAAACAUUCUAUGCUUGUUAAUUAAGAGUACGAUAAUACCUUUAGAUAUAUUCACCUAAUUUAUUAUGGAUGUAAUCCUGUGAUAUCAUUAAAUAAAGUUCUGUAGUGCUUUAAUAUAAAUAAACAGAUGCUAUGUCACAUGUAACAACGACUGUGAAGAUGAUUACUAAUGAAUAAAUACUACAUGAAUA